GACCACGUGUCCAGCGCUGCCAACGACUGGACCAUGUGGAGCAGCAAGAUGGCGACGCAGUGGAGAGCCAUAGACUGGUCUUUAAAUACCGGCAACGUGGACUUUCUGAGCACCAGAAGCCCUUGCCAGAUUGGCCCAUGUGGAGGUGACAAUAGUGGAGAGGACAUGGACGCACAGUCCUGUGUGGAACACUCCAUUUUGGCUAUUUUUGAGGAUUCCACCGUUUCAUCAGAGGACACAAGACAAGCAGAGGAAGAGAGCAGUACCUUGCUCUCGGCCCUGACUCAGAUGUUAGAAUGUGUGGAGGAUGAUGUCAGUAGCAGUCUUUCUCCCUUUGACACCAUUCCAGACACCAAGCUCCUCAACUAUCAGGAGUUGGGGCACAGCAUGACAACAGAUGGAGCCUUUGGCACUAAACUUAGACCGAGAGCCAAGAAUGAUGCAGGGAAAGAAGAAAAGAGCAAAGUAGCCAGAUUUCAGCCAGUGUUCCGACAACAAAGUCAGACAUUGUUUCAAGGCCCCAAAAAGAGAGCAGAUACCGAAGUGGAUGUCUUCACUUCCUCUUCUGUGGUCAACCUAGUGAAACUCAUGCACCCAUAUUGCCUUAAGGUGCACGUGGAGGAGGAGAGCAAGGGCCACCGAAGCACAGCUGGACUACCACCAUCACCCUGGAGCAAACUAGAAGAGAAACACACAUUAUUCUCCCAGGGAGAAGUAUGGAAGUAUGAGAAGCCAACUGGAGACAGUGACGAAGAUAUAAAUGUUGUAUCUGAUGAUGAUGAUGAUGUUGAUAAUGAUCAUGAUACACGUCUGAAAGGGACAGAGGACAAACAGGGCGUUGCAAAAAAUGAUAGCAGCACACUGCUAAAAAGUGCACUGCUCACUAGCAAAUCAUCGAAAGGUCUGUUCUCCAAGGAAAAGAAGAGAGUCCGCUUUGGCCCUGUUCAAGUGGCUUCAUUUGAUCAGUCUGUGGAAGCUGAAUUAUUCACAGAGAAGGAUCUCCAGAGUGUAGUCUCUGCAGAUACACCCGAAGGUUCAGCUUGUCCGGCACUUGUAGCCCCAGCGGCAGUGUCUAUAUCAGUAGACGUAGAUGACAAGGCUGAAGAGCAACUGCCAAAAAGUAAAGCCAAAUCACUAAGCCUCCAAGAGUAUAGACAGCUGCGGCAGAAAAGGCAGCCUCUGCUGGAGAAGCAGCCGAACUACACCACCAAGUGGCCUUAUGUUCCCCUGCCUCCCAAAGAACUGACCCCGAUUAUCCUUUCACAUGGGCAGAGACAAACCCUCUGUGCGAUAAAGUCUUCGCGCCAUAGCACAGAACAGUCCAGAAUAAGUACACAUCUACCCCAAAGAGCUACUUGUCAUCAUCCCCCAAUACCAGUAAAGAAAAAGCCAUGUUUUGCUGGGAAGCAUCACAGAUUCAAAUAUCUUCAAACUGAAUCUAAAAGCACUUCAUGUGAUGUUCCUAAGUCCAAUGACGAGUCCAAUAAUGCCCUUCUUAAUGGAGCUGCAAGCAGGAAAAAUUCAUUGAAGAAUCCAGCACUUCUCAGCACUGAUCCCCCAAACCCUGUCCUCAUUCGCCUGCCUGUUAACCAGACACCUGCCCCAUCAGAUUCUCCGUCUUCAGCUGUGUCCACUGUUUUACCCUCACUUGCAGUAUCACAAAUACAUAUCUCCACAGAGAAACCUCAGCCAAGUCGGCAAGUGGAGAGCAAAUGCCCGCUCACGGCUCCAACAAGUUCAGAAUGUAGGAAACCACAAAACCUCAUGCUAGUGCCAAAGAUUUCUCAUUCACUAAGUCCAGGGCCUGUCAACCGUGACCAAGGUCAGCCAGUCAGGGAACAAUUACCAGAGGAUCCCUUAAAAUCUUCUCCUCCCAAGAAACCAAUACCAUUACUUCAACAUACCUGUAGUGACCAAAGUGCUGCACCUGAGUCAGGGAUUGAAGCCUGUGACCUUACCAGCUUGUUAGAACAGUUUGAAGAGAAACAAGCUAAAGAGGAAGAAGAGGCUCAGCCCGGAUCCUUUUCAAAUGCUUUACCCUCAUUUCAGCACAAAGACACGGAAAGGACCUCCACGCUAUUACAGACCUCCACUAAGGAACAGCAACCUGUCAGAACUUUGUACUCAGUCACAUCAAAGAGCUCCAUAAAUAAUCUGGAGCGCCAAAGAAAGUUUGAACAGGUCACUCCCGAGUCUCUCGGCACUGAAGUCAUCCUCGGUACUGAGGAAGUUGUCAAUGUGAGACGGAAAACACCGCCAUCCAAGGGGAUUCAGAUCAUUGAUCCACGCCCUCUGCCAUCCAGGAGGGCUACAGAGCUCACGCCAUCUCCUCACACUGGUUGGUCAGUGUCCACAGAUCACAAUUACUCCGUGCCUGUGGAUCCUUUGCAUCCAAGAGCUCCUUCUUCUCUUCUCAAGAAUACUUGUGAAAUCGAGGAUGCCUCUAUCAGGAAAAGUGAGUCUCCCAUCAGAGCUGAGGAGAAAUACACGUCAGGGUCAUCCACACGCACACUUCUGGCCCCUUCACUUACACCUCCACCCAGCCCUCCAAGUAGAGGACGAGAGAAGAAGAGAUACCCGAGAAGAUCGCCCCUCUCGGACAGCUCUUGUUCAUCGUUGUCAUCCUCAUCCAGCUAUGCAUCCUGCUCCCCAAAAAGACGAAGGUCCCAUCGCAAGCGCUCAGGAAGCAGGUCGUGGUCUUCGUCCCCUUCUCGCUCCGUCUCCCGUUCCCCACCUCGGCGACAUAAGCUGUCUUCUACACGUUUGAAAUUUAAUAGAUCGAGAUCCCGAUCAUGGUCUCGCUCCAGGUCACCAUCCCCUUCCUCGACAAAUUUCCGUACGCGCAGGAGAAACAUUUACAGCAGCGAGUCCUGGAAGAUCAAGAGGGAGAACAAGGCGCGGCUUCAGAAGCUGAAAGCCAUAGAUGAGCGCAGAGUUGUGUAUGUCGGCCGCAUCCGUAGGUCCAUGACGCAUGAUGAACUGCGAGAACGCUUCUCUCAUUUUGGAGAGGUGGAAUGUGUGUCACUGCACUUUAGAGAUAAAGGUGACCAUUACGGGUUUGUUACAUUCUACAACACGGAUGAUGCAUUUGCAGCCAUCGACAACGGUGGGAAACUAAGAAGGCCUGAUGAGCUCCCCUUUGACAUCUGCUUUGGUGGAAGAAGACAGUUUUGUAACUCCGACUAUGCUGAUCUCGAUGCAAAAGCGGAUGCAGAGUCGUCUCCAGUCAAGAGCAGGUUCCAGGAACUUGACUUCGAUUCGUUACUGAAACAAGCCCAAAGAGGACUGAGGUAGCAGAGCAGAGUGGAAGAGAGUUGAACAGAGAGAAAGAGCCAUGAACCUAAGAGCUUCUCGCAAACAUUUGCGCUUACUCCACUUGUGCACAAUCUUUUGGACGUUGUACUCACUGGGCCCCGUUCACAAAUCGUGUGAAUGUGUAGAUUUGUGCUCAAAUCACGCAUAUGCAGGUUUGAUGGGAAAACGUGGGAUUUAUCAAUAUGUUCGCACUUGUCCCCCCCUUUCCCCUUAUCUGCAAACAAAUUUAGAACAUCCUUAGCCCAACUGUACGCACAAAUAAUGCAGGAUCAUCUAUCUAACAUACGUUAAACAUCUUCAACCCAAGUUGCACAUCAUACCGGAACUAUUAAUUCAUAAAAAUAACUUUGUUGACAAUAACUCAAGCAAGAAAUUUGUUAAUGGGUGGACUGUCCUCAAUAGCUCGUAAUUAAAAGGACACGUCUAAUCACUUUUAUCCUUGUCCCGUUUAAGCACUUUGUUGUACAGUAGGAAAUGUGCACGUAUGUGUGUCCCUCACUAAUGCGAUCAGACCGAUCUCAUUUUCUAGUUUUUACCUGAGGCUUCAGUAUUCUAAUACCAGGCCAACAUGAUUAAUACGUUUUUAGGUGAUUCUGCUUGUGCGGAGGUGAUGGGAAUCAAUCUGUUCACACCCCCUGCUGACGCAUGGAGUCCAGCCCCAGUAUUGUGAAUAUGAAGACCCUUUAAAAAAAAAAAA
Syngnathoides biaculeatus (alligator pipefish) is the source of this 4012-nucleotide messenger RNA. RefSeq names its product serine/arginine repetitive matrix protein 2-like. Gene Ontology annotation, biological process: positive regulation of transcription by RNA polymerase II. Bases 34 to 3294 code for a protein of 1086 amino acids. Gene Ontology annotation, cellular component: nucleus. Lineage: Eukaryota; Metazoa; Chordata; Actinopteri; Syngnathiformes; Syngnathidae. Gene Ontology annotation, molecular function: RNA binding; transcription factor binding. The record is from RefSeq and is a predicted model, not a curated record. The transcript is spliced from 11 exons.